Messenger RNA from Iphiclides podalirius (scarce swallowtail), 1812 nucleotides. Lineage: Eukaryota; Metazoa; Arthropoda; Insecta; Lepidoptera; Papilionidae. The record is from the annotation of a GenBank genome assembly.
AUGGUAUUAUUCAAUGUUCAAAAGCCAAGCCCAAAUAAAAAGCAAACAAAAUUCUGCAGCCAGUUAUUUCAGUUCGUCCUGACCACGAUGAAGCGUCACUCAAGAUCUGGUAGCGUCGGCAGAGUUCCUGAAAGCGAUUUGGAAAAAAGUCAUGUUCGCGAAACUAAUGUCAAAAAAGGGAAGCGGUAUACGAUUAAAGAAUAUCUUAUUGACUAUACCGCGAAUUCUAACUUACAUGGUCUUCGAUACAUCGGCGAAAAAGAACGAAGUCCUGUCGAAAAAUUUUUCUGGCUUUUUAUGUUUAUUUGCUGCGUUGUAUUGUGCGCCGGCUUAAUAAGAAAAGUCUAUAUAAAAUGGAAUGAAAGCCCGGUGAUAGUAAGUUUUGCCGAAAACUCAACUCCUGUCUGGCAGAUACCUUAUCCUGCGGUAACAGUGUGCUUUGAGACUAAAUCCCUUCAAACGAGAUUUAAUUUCACGAAAUACUAUCAUCUCUAUAUGAACAACGACACGUUUAUGCGGCUGACGGAAGAGGAGCGUAACAUGUACGAAGACACAACUUUGGUGUGCGACGACCACUUGGCCCCAGCUAAAGGUCGAAAAUUCUCCGACGGUAAUGCAACCGUUGAAAACUUGAGACAGGUUUCACCGAAUAUCUCUGAAUUUUUCUUCGGGUGCAAAUGGAAAGAUGUCCCAAAGGACAAUUGCAUGGAUCUGUUUUCGCCUAUCCUAACGGAGGACGGGUUCUGCUACACCUUCAACACGAUGGGUGCCGAGGAGCUAUUUAGAAUGGAGAACUUGCACAAAGAAUACAAAUAUUUAAACACCAUCAAUUCUUCUCAAAGUUGGUCAUUAGAAGACGGCUAUCCUCCAUCUACACCGUUGGAAACAUAUCCACAUAGAGGCUCAGGUUAUGGUGCCAAAGCCGGUUUAACAUUCUUACUUCAAACUAACGAGAUUGAUUUAGACUACCUUUGCAGAGGGCCUGUGCAAGGAUUUAAGAUAUUGUUGCAUAAUCCUGCCGAGCUACCACGAUUGUCGCAACAGUACUUCAGGUCACCUUUAUCCCAAGAAGUUGUUGUGGCUGUCAGACCGAAGAUGAUGACCACAUCUGAUGGAUUGAAGCCUUAUCACCCUUUAGUGCGUCAAUGUUACUUCCCAAGUGAACGUUACCUCCGAUAUUAUAAAGUUUACACUCAGGCCAAUUGUGAAAUAGAAUGCUUGACGAAUUUUACAUACGUGCGAUGUGGUUGCGUACAUUUCGGCAUGCCGCACGGGCCCGAUAUGAAAAUCUGCAAUGCGGGUAGCGUCGCUUGCAUAAAGAAAGCUCAAAUGGAACUGGUGACGGUGGACAUACAAUCGCGGUUAGACAAGGAGCUAGAUCAAAACGACACUUUGGGAGAGUCGCGUGCCGUCGCGUCUCAAUGCAAGUGUCUGCCCGCUUGCACUUCGAUCGAAUACGAAGCGGAAACAUCUCAGGCAGACUUCGACUGGAAAGCACUGUAUACCGCCUACAACAUAACAAUUGGAGAAGAUAUCGUCGAUAAAAAGUAUUCGCGUGUUAUGAUUUUCUUCAAAGAAGCACAAUUCAUCACUUCUAGGCGAUCGGAACUGUAUGGUCAGACUGAUUUUCUUGCAAAUUGCGGCGGUCUUUUGGGAUUGUUUAUGGGUUUCUCGAUACUCAGUGUCGCUGAGAUUAUUUACUUUCUCACUUUGAGGAUUGUUUGCAUACUAUGGCGCAAGCGAAACUCGAAGAAAAUACAAGAUAAUUAUCCUGAUCAAUUUUCCAGUCCAAAGCCUAGUAAAUUUAAACAU